Messenger RNA from Lodderomyces jiufengensis, 5679 nucleotides. RefSeq lists its product as uncharacterized. Gene Ontology annotation, molecular function: nucleic acid binding. The transcript is spliced from 2 exons. The record is from RefSeq and is a predicted model, not a curated record. The coding region runs from base 1 to 5679 and encodes 1892 amino acids. Gene Ontology annotation, biological process: DNA integration. Lineage: Eukaryota; Fungi; Ascomycota; Pichiomycetes; Serinales; Debaryomycetaceae.
AUGUCAGGUUCUCAAGGUAAUACUGGACCUACCAACAGUUCAAUUAAUACAAAUCCAAGUCAACUUAGUUCAACCCAAGGAAAUACAGGACCACCCACUACCUCAACUAAUGUUAAUCAAGGUCAAGGUGAUAAUACCUCAACUAAUUCAACUCCACCAGCAGGUCCUCCACCAAAUUAUGCAUUUGCCAUUCCUCACUAUCCAUAUCGUCAAUACCUAGGUGAAAACCCUAGUCAAUCAGAUUUAGUUAGGUUUUUAGAUGAAGUCGGAGUGGUAAGCAAUUCAUUACAAGUUAUUUGUAGAGAUAUUCAACAGGAACAUAAUAGACUACAACUCAGACUUGGAAGAGCUGAGGAAUCAACUCAGGAAUAUUAUGAUUUAUCAAGAGAUUUAACAAAUAACAUCAACAAAUGGAAGGAACAUGUAGACAGAACAGAAAGUGAGUUAAGAUCCAAAGUAUCAACUUAUGAAUCAGUUAUUCAGCUGAUGUUAGCACGUCAACAACAACAAGAUACCAAUAUGCAAAAUCAAGCUCAAACUACAUCAAGAUUACAAGAACAACAAGAAACCAUUGUAAAUGAAGCAGAUAAUCAAAUAAGAGAUAUUAUUAAUAGAUUGAAUCAACAAGAUAAUCAAGGUUCACAAAUACAAUCUAGUAUUCAAACUUUAAAUUCAACUAUGAAUACAUUGGUUUCCAGAUUAAACAAUUUAGACAACAGAAUGAAUGCAACUAACCAACAAACUGAUUUUACUGCAGAUAUUCCAUUGAGAGAAUUUCAUUUGGGAAAUCAACCACCAAAUCAACCAUCAAAUCAACCAGCUCAACCAACAAAUCAACCAGCUCAACCAGCUCAACCACCAGCUCAACCACCAGCUCAACCACCAACUCAACCACCAGCUCAACCUCCGAAUGAUCAACCACCAGCUCAACCUCCAGCUAAUCAAAAUGUAACAUCAAGAGAGUACCAUGAUAAUUUAGUUCAAGAUAUAGUUUCAAGAAAUCCAAAUUCAUUAUCUCAGUAUCUUUAUGGAUUAAGCAUUGAUCAAGCAAUUAAGGAUGAUAUUAAACGCUAUCUACCAUUCAUUUUUUUUAAAGCUCCACCUGAAUGUACUGACGUUGCUAGACCACCACCAUUUAAAAGUGAUUUAAUGAUCCACACCAUUAAGGAUAAAGAUAAGGUGAACAAGUUAAAGAAACUCCAAAGUUACUUGUUGCAAUCAAGGGUAAAUUUUUCAUUAUAUGGAGCAAUUUUAGAAACUUAUUUAGGAGCAGAUUUCGAAGCAACAAUAUCAUAUCAUAAAAAUAAUCCUAUUGAUGGUAUUUUCGGUUAUAUUGAUGUAAUCAUAUCAUUUGUGGAAGUUUGUAAUCUUAGUUGGGAUAACUGUGUAAAUUAUUCAAAUGCUUUAGGUUUAAGACCAGUUAUAGGAGAAGAUGCAGUCCAAUUCAUUACCAAAUACCAAAAUCAACAUUAUAAUGCUAAAUCAUUUUCAAAUGAUUUUGUUGCAGCAAAGUUAAAUUUAUUAGCUAUUCUCCAUAGUUUUUUUCCAGACAAAAUUUAUGAUAGAGAUUGGUUUGAGAUUAAUGAAAUAAAUACUUUCUACACCAAAUUAAAACAAAGAUUAAAUGGAUUAAAAUUCAAGAAAGCAGUAAUAAGUGAUUUAUCAUUAAACUGGGUUAACAAUUCCAAUUUUCAAUCAUCUAAUACAACUCAUUUCAAUACAAGCUCAAACUACAAUAAAAAUCCAUCAUCAAAUUAUGAUUCAUCAACUGCAGUUAGAAAAUGGAUUCCAAGAAAUCAAUAUAAUUCUUUCAACAAGAGCAAAUCCUAUUCUAAACCUUAUAAAAAAUAUUUCAAAAGAGGCACUGCUAAAGGAUAUGUUAAAAAUUCUGGUCAAAAAUCCAAAAAGAUUUACAAUUUAGAAAUUGAUCAAGAACUUUCAGUUCAAAGUGACUGUUUAUUAGCUCAUAUCAUUGCUGAUGAUAAAAUUACCCAAGAUGUCUAUGAAGUUGAAAUUAUUGAAGGCACUUUUGAAGAAUUACCACAAGAACAAGAUACUUUAUCCAAUGAAAGUAUUAAUGAAGAUGGUAUUGAAGAAGAAAUUCAACAACUUGAACAUGGGUUUGAUAUAGAAGAAUUGGAUAUAUACAAUAUUGAAUUAAAUGAAAUAGAGGUAGACAUGACAACCAAUGUAUUAGAAAAUAUCAUUAUGGAUUCAGGAGCUUCAGCUAACUUCAUUAAUUAUUCCAAUAUAAAAAAAUUAGAUGAAAAUGCAAAGAUAAUUCCACUUCAAAAACCAGUUAAUGCAAAAACUGCUAGUAAUAUUAAUCAUUUGAUAACAAAUAAGGCAAAAAUUAGACUCCCAGAGCCGUUCAAUAUUGAUAUUGAAUUUUAUAUAAUGCCCAAGUUAAAGAAAAUUAUUAUUGGUUAUCAAGAAAUGGCAAGGUUAAAUUAUAAAGUAGAUCCAUCAGGACAAUCUAUUACAAUUGAUGACAAAAUCAUUUACUUAAAGAAUUAUUUAAAACAAGGUUCAAGUGUUGAUACAAAUCUUAAUCAAGUUGAUGAAAGUGUUAUUCAAAAUGAAAAUGAAUUUAAUUUACAUGAUAAUACAAAUACUACCACCACUAAAGCUAUAAUUCCUAUAGAUGGUCAAAAGAGUUUAAUAUCAACCACAACCUCAACAGUUUAUAAUGAAAUUGAUGAUUUAUCUGAAAAACCAAAAUGGAGUAUUGAACCAGAAUUAGAACCAAUUGAAGAAGAAUUAUCAAACAAUGAAUCUCCAUUUUCAAAUAGACCAUUUAAAUUUAAAAUAUUAGUAUCAGAUGAGACUCCAAUUUAUUCAAAACCAUAUCGUACAUCACCAGAAGAAAGUAAAGCCAUAAAGAAAUUUAUAACUGAUAAUGUUGCAGCUGGUGUAUUAAUUCCUGCUCAGCCAGGUUCAUGGUUUCAUCCUAUUUUUCCAAUUAGAAAUAAGAAGAAUAAUGAAGGAAAAUUGGAUAAUUCAAAGUUAAAACUAGCUGUGGAUUUACGGAGAUUGAAUAAGAGAACAAUAAAAGAGUUUUAUUAUACAAAAUGUCUCAAUGACUUAAAAGUUGCUAUAAAAGAUUCCAACUUAUUUACUUGUUUGGACUUAAAGAAUGCUUAUUAUCAGCUUCAACUAUCAGAUGAAUCAAUAAAAUACGUGGGAAUAGCCACAGAAUUUGGUUCAUACAAUUUCAAAAGCGUUCCGUUUGGAUUAGUCAACGCUCCAUAUCAAUUCACUAAAUUUAUUUCAAAUAUUUUACAAGAUAUGGAUAAUUUAUUUGUAUAUAUCCACGAUAUAAUAAUCUUUAAUACCAAUUUACAAGAUCAUAUAAAAUCAUUAUUUGAAGUAUUAAGAAGAUUAAAUCAAGAAGGACUUCAAAUUAAUUUAAACAAAACUCAACUCAUUCAACCACAAGUUGUAUUUUUAGGUUACAAAAUUUCAAAAGGCAAAAUUUCACCUACAUUAGAUAAAAUCAAUGCCAUAAAAUCCUGGAAUAAACCAACCACCACAACUUCCCUUAGAAGCUUUGUCUCAUUCUUAAAUCACUUUAGAGAAUUCAUCCCAAAUUUAUCAAAGUAUACAGCUCCACUAAAUGAUCUUUUAAAAUCUAAUAUCCAGAAAAAUAAACCAAUCAUUCAUACAGAAGAAUCUACAAAAUGUUUUGAGUUAUUGAAAGAAUUAGUUACAGGAUUACCAACACUCAAACUAUUUGAUCCUAAUAUUGAUGUCAUUAUAUUUACUGAUGCUCUGAAAGAUUGUGUUGGAGGAAUCAUUAGUCAACCACAUAUCAUAAAUGAUAAGAUAUUAUUAUUACCUUUAGUAUUUUCAUCUCAUAAAUUAAAUCUGGUUCAAAUCAAUUAUUCAGUCAUGGAAAAAGAACUUCUCAGUAUAGUUACUAUAUUAUCAAAAUAUUAUUAUUUGUUGAAUAAUAAGGUUACUGUUUACACUGAUCAUCAAAGUUUAAAAACAGUUAACCAAACUUCUGGGGCAAUUCCUCAAAGAAUUGCGAGAUUUUUAGAUCUCAUUUCAUCAUUUAAUGUCACAAUUUAUUAUCUCCCACAAAAAUAUAACUUUAUGAGUGAUAUUAUUACAAGAUAUCAGGUUCAAAAUGUCCAAGAAAUGGUUAAUGAAAAGGAAAUGUUAAAGAAUUCAUUACAAGUAUCUAUGAAUAUGAUAAGUAUUGAAAAUUUAAAUGAAUCACAAUUGGAUUUAAUUAAGAAAAGAUUGAAUCAAGAAGAUGAUGAAGAAUUAACAGAUCAAGAAAAGGAAGAAUUGAAAGAACUUCCAUAUAAUGAAUUUGUCAUAUUAAACAAUGAAUUACAUAUUAUUAGAAACAAAAUGGUUUUACAAUAUUUAGAUCGUGAAGAUUAUUCAAAAAUUUUACAACAACUUCAUUCAUAUCAUCAUCCAAGUAUUAGAGUAACAAAUUACUUAGCAUCAUUAAAAUACUGGAACCCAGAUGAUUUAAUUUUAGCUACUAAUGUGGUAAGACACUGUCAUGUGUGUCAAAUUCAUCAACCUAUUGCUCAUGUAACUAGACAACUUCAACCACUUCAACCAUUAAAAAUUUUCAAUCGUAUCAGUAUGGAUUGGGCAGGACCAAUUUUAUCAGUAGAUGGUUAUGACCAUAUUUUAGUAGUUGGUGAAUAUAUAUCAGGUCUUUGUUUUGCUAUUCCAGUUAGAGGUAGAUCAUCAAAUGCUGCUGUUAGUUUCUUAAAAAUAAUAUUAGGUACAAUGCCUUUUCCAAAAGUAUUAUUAACAGAUAACGGUGCUGAAUUUACUUCAUUUGAAUUUGAAAGAUUUUGUAUGGAUGCUUCAAUUACUCACAAAACAACUAGUGCAAGACAUCCAUUAGCAAAUGGCAGAAUAGAAGGAAUUAUUAAAUCAUUAAAGAAGGUUUUAUUAGCAAUUACUGGAUCAACUUAUGCAAAUUGGCCAGAUAAAUUAAGAGAAGCUUUAAGAAUAUAUAAUUCUACGCCCACCAUUUUCAAUCUAACCCCGUGGUUUUUGGCUUUCAGUGUUGAUCAAGAAAACACAUUAUCAGAAUUACAAAAAUCUAUGAUGAAAGAAUUUGAAUUAGAACUUAACAAUCCAGAAAAUGAAGAAGAAGAAGAAGAACAAGAAUAUCAUAGAGAUUUAGUUUACCUUAGAUUAUAUGAAUUACAAGUUUUAAAUUCAGAAAGAGAAGAACAUACCGAUAGCAAAUUAAAAAAGAUAGUCAUUAGAAAUUUAUUAAAACAACAGUACGCUACACCAGCAAAGUUUUUCAAAGGACAGUGGGUCUAUUUAAAAGUUGUUAAAUCACAUAAAUAUAAUGCUAAUUUUGCUGGUCCAAUGCAAAUUUCAAGAGUUUUAGGUAAAGGAAGCUAUGAAUUAUUAGAUACAGAUGGUUAUUUAUUAGGUGUCUAUCAUCAUGAUGAUUUAGUUUUAGCUUUUCAAUUUGAAAACUCACCAAUACAAGCAUUAAGUUCAUUAAAGGAUAACUUCAAGAAAAUGGAAUCUAAGGUAUCAAGAAAGAUUAUUAAUGAAUUAAAUUUUACACAAAUAGUUACAGAAGAUACUUUAAAUUAUAACAGUUUAAUUAAGAAAAGAGAAUUAUUGGAUAUCUUACUGUUAACAACUCAAGAUGCUCAAGGAGAAGAGGGAAGAGUGUAG